CGGAAUCACAGAACAGUGAGUGGCUGAUGAUGAAUAACGCCAUAACGGGGCACACGCCUCUUCUGGGGAAGAAAGCGACACCUGCAUGCGAAAAGUGCCGUGUCCUCAAGGUGAAAUGUGUCCAAUCCGGAGAGGGACAGCCUUGUUCUAAAUGUGCCAGAUCAAACUCUCAGUGUGUUUUUCCAGCGCCGAGACAGCGAGCUCGAGUUCUACAACGAGCGAAACCGCGACUGGUCGAUCUUGAGACCAAACUCACCAAUAUAAUUGGUCUUCUUUCGCGCUCGAGUGGUCCCCUUACUGAGGUCCGAACACCGCUUGAUGACGAUUCUGGACCGCCUGCAAUGACCAAUUAUCCCGGUGACAGGCCCCACCAAGCAGUCGAGUGGAUGAGCGAAGAUGUCCUUCCUAGUCCUGCAAUGGUCACAGGCCCGGAGCCAGGCGAACACCAGAAUACUAUGGGAACACCGUGGGACGCCUCUACUGCUAUAGAUCCCGUGUGGGUGACCAGUUUAGGACUCAGUCCUGUCGUCCUUGAGCAUCUGCUGGACAUAUUCCGCGGCAUGGCAUCCUACUUCCCGUUUGUGCGACUCCCAAGCGCCUGUACUGCUGCAUCAAUGGCUAAAAGUCGCCCAUUCCUAUUGCUUGCAGCUCUCGGCGCUGCUUCAUCAAGCUACUGCCAUCUUCAAGACGCUCUGAUCCGACAAUUUAGAGAUUCCCUCAGCCAGCGGACUGUCAUAGCUGGCGAGAAGGACUUAGAUCUGCUCCAGGGAUUACUUGUCCACCUUGCGUGGUUCCAUUUCUCUUUUGUCCCAGGGAGUCAACAAGAAUACCAGUACCUACACAUUGCGAUCAGCAUGGCCAUUGAUCUGCGACUUGACCAAGAGACGGCCGAAAUAGUCGAGCAGCGAAAUGAACUGAGUGAUCCCUAUGCUCGGGAUGCAUGCCGAGCUUAUUUGGGCUGUUAUUACAUGUCUAGCAUCAUUGCAUUGGCCUCGGGAAAGCCCAAUAACCUCCGAUUCCACAAGGACAUGCUUCAAUGCGCGAUGCUGCUGCAGCGGGAACCAGAAUUUGAGACCGACCACUUGAUCUAUCCGAUAACGCAGGUCCUACAAUUUACUGAAGAUGUCUGCGAGACUCACCGAUCAGAAGGUAUUCAUAGCCCUCGCUUGUACAUCCAUGCUGAACGAUUUACAACAUGGUUAGACGAAUGGUGGUCUUCUCUAUCAACAGAUCUUUGCAACAACGUGUUGCUGAUUGAUCGCUAUUAUGCCGUCAAAAUCCGUAUUAAAGAAAUGGGAUUGGUGUAUUGCUACGGGCAGAGAAGACCUCCAUCUCGAGAAGGAGAAAAAGCGUCUACCAUCUUGUCUGCACAUCCACGGGUCAUCAGCAACCUGAUCGAAUGUGUCAGUUCUGCACAAGGCUAUCUCGACAUAUUUUGCGCCCUUCCGGUUGCGGAGCAAGGCAGCUUCCCAUUUUCUACAUGGUACCAGGUUGUUCUGGUCGUCUUUGUGCUGUACAGGUUGUCCGUGGGACUGCCGGAAGUGCCCCAGUGGAACGUUGACCUCGCACGACAGACUGUGGAUCUACAAGAAUACAUUGGUCAACUGCUGUCCCAGUUCCAGGCUAUCAAGCCUUUGACGGACAGGCAAAUACCCACCAAGAGCCUCUUUGCGCGGCUGCCGGAGAUCAUGGAAAGUGUGAGAACAUCCUAUACAUUGGCAACCGAGAAGGGCGCACAGGGGGGUAAUAGCCGCCAUGCACACCACGAGCUUGCGCCUUGGAAUCGCAGCGCCUCCUCUACUCUAGGGCUGCACCGCUGCCCGGCAGUGCGGUAUUCUAUGCGUCACGUCGCCGCAGCUCACGAUGUACCCAGCCCACCGAGCGCGGUUGCUACAGAAGUCCAGAGGAUUGAAGAUGAGGAGUUAUGGGGCGAUCUAUUCCGGAUGGAUACAUUCUCUAGUAUGACAGGUGCUCCUCCGAACUUUGACAAGUGAUCCGUGCCCCUGACCUCCAACCUGCGC
Messenger RNA from Aspergillus uvarum CBS 121591, 2021 nucleotides. Its product is annotated as Zn(II)2Cys6 transcription factor. NCBI's taxonomy places the organism in Eukaryota, Fungi, Ascomycota, Eurotiomycetes, Eurotiales, Aspergillaceae. The record is from RefSeq and is a predicted model, not a curated record. The transcript has 6 exons. Gene Ontology annotation, cellular component: nucleus. The coding region runs from base 27 to 1994 and encodes 655 amino acids. Gene Ontology annotation, biological process: regulation of DNA-templated transcription. Gene Ontology annotation, molecular function: transcription cis-regulatory region binding; DNA-binding transcription factor activity, RNA polymerase II-specific; zinc ion binding.